This is a messenger RNA of Alternaria arborescens, 984 nucleotides long. RefSeq lists its product as hypothetical. The record is from RefSeq and is a predicted model, not a curated record. The transcript has a single exon. NCBI's taxonomy places the organism in Eukaryota, Fungi, Ascomycota, Dothideomycetes, Pleosporales, Pleosporaceae. The coding region runs from base 1 to 984 and encodes 327 amino acids.
AUGGACUUCCUAGGCGACACCUCUCUCCAUGACUACAAGCCCGUAUCGCCAACAUGGCCUGCCGCAAUCCCUGGACAUGCAGCAAAUCUUCAGAACAUAAUCAUGAACGAAGCUCUCGCGAUCGAGUUUGAGCAAGGUCGGAUGAGGUCACUAUUGCCACAGUACAACAAGAUGAAGUGGGACGGAGCGACUUCCAGUGAGCUAUCGGAUAAAGAGGCAGAACUAGAGGGAACUUCAGCGAAGCUCAGAAGCUGCAUUCAAAACUUUGAAGCUUAUGUGGCAGUAUGGGACAGAACAGUCGGCAAUACGGAAGAGAAGGGAGCGAAAAGGAAGAGAGCUGCUCAGGAUGGAGUGGAUGAUGAGGGAUCACCGACGCGCGCCACCAAAGCAAAAACCUCCGAGACGGAAACCGCGUCGGAUUCGCCUCAAUUUGAAGAACCAUCUCUUCCUAUGCAGCGUCCCAUCGUUCAAAACAGGUACAAGAUCGUGCACAGCAUCGACCCCAAGAGCAUCAAUGUCGGUGAUAUUGGCUGGGCACCACUGCCACGUAUGGCCUAUGUCGGUUCUAGACACAAAACCAUACCGUCAGAAUAUGGCAACGUGAGCAUCAAGAUCUACCCGUUCAUCAUCGUCAAAAAGCUCGACGACUGCAUGCUUGCCAUCGUUAUCUCGACUGCCGGAGGCCGAGGUCUCAAGAAGAAGGACGCCUCCGUACGCCAGCGAAGUUGCUACGUCACUGGACCCAACUUCAAGGGAUUCGACAAUCCGCCGUUUGGCUGGGCGAUGAGUCCUCGAUGCCAGAACUUAGUGGUCAAGGGGACAGGUUAUGAACCUGCACCAGGCGCUUUUGUUGACAUGCUGGACAGCCACAAGAUCUACUACAAUUCCAGGUUUGAGAAGAGUGGGUCCCUUACGAUUCAGAGUAAGGUCGACCUGGGACGAAUGAGGUUGUCGGCACUGCUUUGGGGUGCGAGUGAGGGCUGA